This is a messenger RNA of Polyodon spathula (Mississippi paddlefish), 2017 nucleotides long. RefSeq names its product tetraspanin-18-like. The record is from RefSeq and is a predicted model, not a curated record. NCBI's taxonomy places the organism in Eukaryota, Metazoa, Chordata, Actinopteri, Acipenseriformes, Polyodontidae. Gene Ontology annotation, cellular component: membrane. The transcript is spliced from 8 exons. The coding region runs from base 334 to 1074 and encodes 246 amino acids.
ACGCCUCUAGGGGCAAAAUCUUUGGUUCAAGCGCGCAGUGACUCCGGAGCAGAAGCUGCUUACAUACCAGUCUCAUCAAACAGAACAAGCAUGACCAAAUUAGGGGCUGUAAUACCAGCGGCUCUGGAAUUCAUUAGCUGAAAGGAAGACGCCAGCAAUUGCCCUCUGUCCAACUCUCACUUUUUUGUUUUUAUUCGCCGUUAACACAACAAGGAACAAUCUGUUAUCUUUAAUUUUGUGGAGUACUACUAUACGCAUUCUUUGUGGACUACAGUCAGGUUUGCAAACUCUUUGAUUUCAGGAGCUUGCAGGGGCUGAGAGAAGAGCAAGACCAUGGAGGGGGACUGUCUGAACUGCGUCAAGUACCUCAUGUUCAUUUUCAACUUCUUUAUCUUUCUGGGAGGCGCCUGCCUGCUGGGAGUGGGGAUCUGGGUGCUGGUGGAUCCCGCAGGGUUCCAGGAGAUUGUGGCAGCCAAUCCACUCCUCUUCACCGGGGCUUACAUCAUCCUGGCCAUGGGAGCCAUGCUGUUCCUGCUGGGUUUCCUGGGCUGCUGUGGGGCCAUCCGCGAGAACAAGUGUCUGCUGCUAUUUUUCUUCAUGCUCAUUCUGAUCAUUUUCCUAGCAGAGCUGGCAGCUGCAAUCCUUGCCUUCAUCUUCCGGGAGCAUCUGACGAGAGAGUAUUUCACAAAGGAGCUGAAGGAGCACUAUCAAGGCUACAACAACACGGACGUCUUCACAGCCACGUGGAACGCAUUCAUGAACACAUUCGGUUGCUGUGGAGUGAACGGCCCAGACGAUUUCGAGGGAAGCCGGUUUAGACUUCUCUAUCCGGAUGACCUGGUCCCAGAAGCAUGCUGCAAGAAAGACAUCCACACCAGAGGGGGCGCUUUCUUCAGCAAGGAGGAGUGUCUCAUGGGGAACAUGCUGUUCCGCAACAACAAGGGAUGUUACUCUGCUGUUGUGGACUAUUUUGAGAUGUACAUAUACAUUUCUGGGGCCCUGGCUAUAGUGGUGCUGACUAUCGAGCUCUUUGCCAUGGUGUUCGCUAUGUGCUUAUUCCGGGGUAUCCAGUAGGUGGUGCUGUUUCAAAAAUGACUUUUAAAAGGGGAAAUCCAUAAGUAGUAGAUUCCUUGUAAUGUAAAAAAUAAGAAGAAAACGUAAGUUGAUUUUAAUAAAUUGAUACAUGAAUGACCAAAAGGGUUGUACUUCAGGGCUGGAACUUUGAGGUGCCGAAAACAAAAAACAGAAAAGAAAGAGAAGAAUGGAUAAUUGGAAGAAGACAAUGGAAGAGGCGGAUUGCAUUGCACUGAUGUUGGGGUGAAGAGGGUUUGAUUUGGAGGAGCAGAGAAAGAGGUCUGCAGUGGUACAGCAAGACCUGUAUCAACCACAGCCUUUGUUUCCUGACAGAACACAAGAGGGCCACUUCAUUCAAACCCAGUGUCGCUUUGGAGUCUGAAAAUAUCAAACAGAUAGCACUGUAGACUUUGGACAACCUUGCUGAUUCUUUCACCAGCUUAAAAAUCCAGCAGAGUUCUGUGGUUCUCAUUAACUUUGUUUUAGUGGUAUUAUUAUUAUUAUUUUUUAUUAUGAUGUUCUUUACAAUAAUACUGCUGGAUUUGAGCUGAACCAUAUUAGUCAGUUACAUAUUUUAACAUAUUAUUGCUUACCUUCAGGCCAUGCAACUUUCACACUAUACAUUCCUGAUGCACUCCACAAAGCAUAUACUAACUGAUGUUGCCAUUCAAGGAUUGCGUACCACGGCUUUAACUACCCUUUAUAACUAUUUCCUUCUCUUGGCAUUAGCAAUAUGACUAGUCCCCUAUUUGUUAAACACUGAGUGUAUGUUUAACCAGUUUAUUGCAAAUACCAGGACAGUUCAUGCAAAAGCUUAUGUUUUAACAGAAGGCUUUGUACGUUUUUUAGUUUUUUUUAUUCAUUUAUUUUUUUUAGUUUUUUUGUUCAAUGGUACAUUGACAACAAAAAAGUAGCCAUUUGCGGACAUAGAACUGCUGAAUAA